CUGGUCCCGCCCGCGGGAGCCGCCAGGCCGGCGGGGAGCGGCGCGCGGGGCAUGCCAUCCGCCUCGCCCCGAUGUUUCACUGGGGCAAGUGGAAGAAGAGGAUGGGAGCGAGCGCCUCCUCCUCCAAGAGACCCGUCUUCGACGAGCGAGAGGACGUGAACUUUGACCACUUCCAGAUUCUCCGGGCCAUUGGCAAGGGAAGCUUUGGCAAGGUGUGUAUUGUGCAGAAGAGAGACACUGAGAAGAUGUAUGCCAUGAAGUACAUGAACAAACAGCAGUGCAUCGAAAGAGAUGAGGUCCGCAAUGUGUUCAGGGAGCUGGAAAUCCUGCAGGAGAUCGAGCACGUGUUCCUGGUGAAUCUCUGGUACUCCUUCCAGGACGAGGAGGACAUGUUCAUGGUGGUGGACUUGCUUCUCGGUGGCGACUUGCGCUACCACCUGCAGCAAAAUGUUCAGUUUACAGAAGAAACAGUCAAACUGUACAUCUGUGAGAUGGCACUGGCUCUGGACUACCUGCGAAGUCAGCACAUCAUCCACAGAGACGUAAAACCAGAUAACAUCCUCCUCGAUGAGCAAGGUCACGCACAUCUAACAGAUUUUAAUAUUGCAACAAUAAUUAGAGAUGGUGAAAGAGCAACUGCAUUAGCUGGAACAAAGCCAUACAUGGCGCCGGAGAUUUUCCAUUCCUUCCUGAACGGUGGGACGGGCUACUCCUUCGAGGUGGAUUGGUGGUCACUGGGAGUCAUGGCCUACGAGCUGCUGCGGGGCUGGAGACCGUAUGACAUCCACUCCAACAACCCCGUGGAGUCCUUAGUUCAGCUCUUCAGUACUGUGAGCGUCCAGUACUCGUCUGCAUGGUCGAAAGAGAUGGUGGCUCUGUUGAGGAAGCUGCUGACAGUGAACCCCGAGCACCGCUUCUGCUGCCUGGCCGACGUCCAGGCCUCCACCUACCUGUCCGGCGUGGCCUGGAGCGACGUCUGCCACAAGCGCCUGGAGCCGGGCUUUGUCCCCAAUAAGGGCCGCCUGCACUGCGACCCCACCUUCGAGCUGGAGGAGAUGAUUCUGGAGUCGAGGCCUUUGCACAAGAAGAAGAAGAGGCUGGCAAAGAACAAGUCGAGGGACAACAGCAAAGACAGCUCACAGUCUGAAAAUGACUAUCUCCAAGAAUGCCUUGAAGCUAUCCAGCAAGACUUUGUCAUCUUUAACAGAGAGAAGCUAAAGAGGGGCCAAGAGCAGACAGGCGAGUCCACGUCCCCGCCCGAGACCACCGAGGAGGCGGAGGCGGAGUCCGAGCCGUCCAAGCUGUCCAUGUGCAGCCCAGUGUGCUCCUCGGCGGGCAGCGGCUAGGCUGCGGCACGGCACGGCACAGCAACCGCUCAGGCUGCGCCGGGCACCGCGGGCGCUCCUCCACACCGGCACCGGCACCGGCAUGGCCGGGCAGCACCCACACUGCUCCUGCAAAGCUGUAGCAAAGAGAGUUCCUGCCGCACCGCGCUCGGGGCGUGCGGGCGGCCAGCUCGGCGCGCCGGCGCCUGCCCUGCGUACAGGCACUUGCUAUGCAACUUGUCAGAGGAGGGACAGCGACGUCUUUACCCUUUCCUUUUAAUGUCAGAUUGCUGACCUGCACACGUUUUUGAUACGAUGACAAACCAGAGGUUACGUCCGUGGGUAGGGCAAGGGAAGGCUCGAGGUGAGGGGGAGGCUGAGCAGGCAGGCUGGGCUGGGCUUUGGUGUUCUCUGCUGGCGAAGGCUGCGGUGGGGACCAGCCGUCUCCUGUGCACCGGCACAGCCCUGGGGGCAGCAGCCUCUAGAGCCUCGGGCUGUCUGGGCCCUGCAGCGUAAGGACACCCCAGGCACAUCCUUGUUCUCUCGUCACCUGUCAGAGUUUCUUUCCUGACUUGUGGCAAAUAAAUGUUUUUUGUGCACUCCAUGAAUUCAUCUGAGGCUGGGUAGUGAUUGAACACGCGGUGGAGAUGCAGAAGCUAUGUCAGAACCUUUGCUUGGCUCGCGUGGCCGCUGCGGGUGCUGAGGAGCUGUGCCACGGACCCGAGCGUUGGCUUGUCUGCGCGGGUUUGGGCGAUGCAGUUUAUCACGGGUUCAGGUUUCAUUGGAGGCAAAGUGGGUGGCCUUUCAGUGCUGCUCGUUCAUGGAAGAGGGCAGUAUCUUAUUUCACCCUUCAGUUUAUUUUCAGUGUAGAGUAGAAGUACUGUAUAUAAUUUACCAAUACCUGUUUUAACUUCUUAAUAAGGGGGCAAGACCUUCAUUUGUUCCUUGGAUGUCGCCUUUCUUCUUGUUUCACAAGCCUUCACUGUAUUAGUAGCUUAACCUGCUGUAGAGUGGCUUGUGGUUGCUGUUGCUAGAAGUGAGCCUGGUGUCCUGCUGCAGCGUCCGGCUGUUGCGGCACACGGGUGUCGUUAGGACCACGCACAGCGAGGCUCCCAGCGUCAGGCUGCUGCCACGCAGCAGGAGGUCACUGGUGCCAUCCUUACGGUGUAUUUGCAGCACAAAAGCAGGUAGAUGGAGUUUUUAACAGAGACAGGCUCUUCCAGGACAAUCUUGGUUGCAUUUUUCAUUUCCAUUGGUAAUGGGAAAGGUGUUGCUGGUCCAGAACAGUUUGAUAUGAAAAAUGACACGUUUAUUCCACAGUUUUAUGUGGAAAUGGGAUGUGGCUGAAACGGUGCAGAACCGCGGUUCUGUCGGAGGGUAAAAGUGUUGAGGUAUGCAGUCAGGACUGGCAGGGGAGGGGAGCCAGAGCUCUGGCAGCAGCUGCAUUUGUUUUGAGGGCAGAGCCUGGUGGGUGAGCAGCCCUGGCCGUGCCUGCUGAGGGACGAGGCUCAGCCGCGGGGCCUGGCACCGGCACCUCGUUAGGAGCGGCGUUAACGACGGCGUGACGGGGGCUGCAGCUGGGAGGACGUGUCUCAUCAGAGGUGUCCAUCACUUCCUUUAGGACAAGUGACAAACGAGGUCGAGGUCAGUGUGUGCAGAGAGGAGCUGGCUCACUUCCAGGAUGGAUGUUUCUCACCCCAAAACCUCUGUGUCAGUCAUUGACGUCCCUGGCACUGGGCUGUGGCUGCCGGCACAGCCCGGCUGCCCUGGGGCUGCCCCGGGGCAGGGGGCCGCCGUGGGUGCCAGCUGCAGCCGUGGGUGCCGU
Messenger RNA from Colius striatus (speckled mousebird), 3150 nucleotides. RefSeq names its product serine/threonine kinase 32C (gene STK32C). The record is from RefSeq and is a predicted model, not a curated record. Lineage: Eukaryota; Metazoa; Chordata; Aves; Coliiformes; Coliidae. Gene Ontology annotation, biological process: regulation of signal transduction; G protein-coupled receptor signaling pathway; protein phosphorylation. The transcript is spliced from 12 exons. Bases 72 to 1346 code for a protein of 424 amino acids. Gene Ontology annotation, molecular function: ATP binding; G protein-coupled receptor binding; G protein-coupled receptor kinase activity.